AUGUCAUAUCAGCCAAAAACGCACUACGAUGCAGUGGACAAGAUUUGGAGCAGUGAAAAGGAGAAGUCGCAAUUCGGCGAGGAUCUGUCCAUAGGGGAAAUAAUCUUUCAGGAAAUGGUCCGCCAUCCCAAGAGUGUAGCGCAGGUAUCAGACUCGGAGAAAACGAUCCUUUUACGGGAGGAUCUGUUGAACAAUGCUAUUCGCAUCGCCACUUAUAUGCGCAACUUGGAUUUGACUCAGAGAGACAUCGUGGGGAUUAUUGCUCGGAACACCACCCACAUUUCGGCCGUCGCCUACGCCUGCUUCUUCAACGGAAUCGCCCUGCACUCGCUCAACCCUUCCUAUUUACCCGAAAUUAUUGAGAAGUUGUUCCAGAACACCAAGCCACGUAUUGUUUUCUGCGAUGGUGAUGAGUACGAAAAAGUUCGGGCAGCUACCGCCAAGUUGGAUGUGAAGAUUGUCACAAUGCGAAAUCAUCCAAAAGACGCUAUUAGUAUCCAGGAAGUUUUAAAAACGCCGGCGGAAGAAGGAUUCAAGCCUAUCUCUUUGAAAUCCACUCAUCAAUUGGCCAUAAUCAGCAGUUCUGGCACCACCGGCACUCCAAAGGCAAUCAUUGUGCCAAAUUGCCGAACCAUUCUAAGCACCUUUACCAAUCUAACCACAUUGGAUGUUCAGUACUCAGCCAGUACUCUGGACUGGAUUUCGUGUUUGUGGACAAUAGUUUCCUCUGGAGUCUAUAGCACAAAGCGCAUUAUAUCUGAACUGCCCUUUGAUCCGGCAGAGACUCUACGCAUUAUCGAGGAAAACCAGGUUUCUUGGGUUCUUCAGUCUCCUGGGCAAGUGGCAGCAAUCAUUAAUUGUCCGGACUUUGAGAACGCCAGCCUGCAGAGCAUUCGAUAUUAUAAUUUCGGAGGUGGACGAUGUUCAAUGGAAGUGCAAAAUAGACUUCGGCAAAAAUUGGGCAGAGACUUUGUUAACUUUGCCUAUGGCUUAUCGGAAACAGGAUCCCUUUGCUGCGUCAAUGUGCACUUCGAUGCGAAGCCCAAUUCGGUGGGUCGUCCGAGUCCUGGCUACAAGCUGAAGAUUAUCGACGACCAAGGCGAUAAAUUGGGACCCAACAAGGAGGGCGAGGUCUGCAUAAACAAGGGAAGCUUUUGGCCCGGAUACUAUGGAAACCCGGAGGCCACGAAAGAAAUCUACAAGGACAACUGGCUUCACAGCGGAGACCUUGGAUACGUGGAUAACGAUGGGUUCUUGUACGUAGUGGAGCGAAAAAAGGACUUGCUCAAGUACCAAAGCAACUACUACUAUCCGCACGAGUUGGAGGAACUGAUUUCCCGAAUGCCAGGCGUGGCUGAGGUCUGUGCCUUUGGCAUUUGGGGCGUGGAAAAUGGUGACGAAGCAGCGGCAACGGUCGUCAGGAAGCCAAAUGACCUGAUCAGCGAAAAGGACGUGGAGGACUAUGUGGCUCAGAAUGCUGGGACUGAGUUUUUAAGACUGCACGCCGGAUGUUUAAUUGUUGACGACCUGAGGAGAAGUCCCAAUGGCAAAACAAACCGUGCUGCCAACAAGGAAUACUUUCUUCAAGCAAAGGGUAUCCAGAUAAUUACAUAGAACUGAAGCACAAAUACUUAAACAAGCAAUAAAACAAUAAAUUAAAAGCA
Drosophila rhopaloa is the source of this 1664-nucleotide messenger RNA. RefSeq names its product luciferin 4-monooxygenase-like. The record is from RefSeq and is a predicted model, not a curated record. Gene Ontology annotation, biological process: fatty-acyl-CoA biosynthetic process; long-chain fatty acid metabolic process. The transcript has 3 exons. Gene Ontology annotation, molecular function: long-chain fatty acid-CoA ligase activity. Bases 1 to 1614 code for a protein of 537 amino acids. Lineage: Eukaryota; Metazoa; Arthropoda; Insecta; Diptera; Drosophilidae.